This is a messenger RNA of Phanerochaete carnosa HHB-10118-sp, 216 nucleotides long. RefSeq lists its product as uncharacterized. The transcript has 3 exons. The record is from RefSeq and is a predicted model, not a curated record. The coding region runs from base 1 to 216 and encodes 71 amino acids. Lineage: Eukaryota; Fungi; Basidiomycota; Agaricomycetes; Polyporales; Phanerochaetaceae.
AUGCCGCAGAAGAAUAAGUACGAGCUGUACACCGAAUGCAUCACUGGCACUCUGUUCACCACCCCGAGACAGAAUAAGAGCAUCAAGGCGUACCGUAUCCGUCCGUCCGUUGCCCACCAGGGUUUUUCCAAAUGUGAGAAGCCGAACCCGUUUGUCCGUCUCCAUCUACUUGUCCACGACUUCCGUUAUCGCGGCCUCUCUUCAGCUCGUCGCUGA